CACACCCAUAAUUUCGGAUUCCCUCCUCCACUGAGCUCGCCUCCCCCCUCGGUCCCUCUCCUCUUCUCGACGAAACCGUCCUGCCGCAGGCAGCCAUGUCCGUGGGUUGUGCGUCGCUUGCGGGCGGGCGGGAGAUCGGUCCCGGUCUGGGUCUCGGGGACCUGUUCACGGAGGCAGAGCUGGCGGUGGCGGACCACCUCGUGCAGCUCAGCGGCAGCGGCGAAGGGGACGAGACGGCGUCGGGGCCGGAGUCGCCGCGGUCCGUGAACACGUGCGCGGGCGUCGCGGCGUGGGAGGAAAGAGCGGAGGUGGCCGGUCUCGGCCUGGGAACGAUGGAGCUGGACAGGAGGGCGAGGAAGAGGUGCCGCCUCCUGUCGGACGUCUACGCCGCCACGAGGCCGGUGAUCGGCGCCGACGCGGGCAACGCCAGGAAGAGGAAGCGGGGACGUCGAUCAGCUACGCGGAGAUCAGUGCUACUAGGCUCUCUAGCCUUCUAGGCUUCCCGUAGGAGGACGAAGGUCGGAGAUUGGAGCGAAGACAUUUUCCUUUUAGAAGAAGGCUGCCAAAACAAACAGGAAGUGAAAUAUAAGACAAGAAAGUGAAGCUAGCUUUGCUACGUAUUGAAUUCAAAAUCUGGAUCGAAUCUGAGCCAGCAAGAUAUUCAUUUCUAGAAAACGAAAGGAAGUCUUCUCCUGUUGACCCGAUCCAAACGUCAAUCACUGUAAAGA
Molecule: messenger RNA, 728 nt
Organism: Zea mays
Lineage: Eukaryota; Viridiplantae; Streptophyta; Magnoliopsida; Poales; Poaceae
Exons: 1
Coding region: 96-497 (133 amino acids)
Source: RefSeq, a predicted model, not a curated record